Adineta steineri is the source of this 279-nucleotide messenger RNA. Lineage: Eukaryota; Metazoa; Rotifera; Eurotatoria; Adinetida; Adinetidae. The record is from the annotation of a GenBank genome assembly.
AUGGUUUAUCCAUCAGAUGAUAAUCCAAUUUGGUCUCAAGGAUUAGACAUGAAUUUAGAUAUGGUGCAACUAUGUGCUGAUGUUGUUGCUUAUAAAUUACGAUGGUCAACAACAUUAGAUUCUGAUUGGUAUGUUACAGGUGUUAAUGAUAUUAAUCCAAUACUUCAUCCCGAAUAUGGUUUACGAAGAAUGUGGUCAUAUUUUCAAACACAUUAUCACACAUGUGUUAUAUGCAAAUCGAAUAAAUAUAAAAUCAAUUCUAAUGAUACGAAAUGUUGA